UCUUAGUUUUCAGCCACUGAGUUCAACAUCAACGUCUACCACAAGCACAGAAGAAGAGGAAUGUGAAAUGCAUUGGAAAACGAAAAAAUGGAUUGUCAAUGAGCCUCAUGUCAUGGAGCUGUUCAAAAGAUGUCAAGAAUGCGGAUCAGUAAUAACAAAGACCACAAAAGCAUCUGUGGGAAGUCUUCUCCGUGUUCACUGGGAAUGUGAAAAAAAACACAAAGGAAAGUGGAGUUCUUGCAGUGAUGUUAGGGGAAUGCCAGCUAAUAAUCUUCUUGUUUCUGCAUGUACACUAUUCACUGGAGCAACAUAUACUGACGUCGCUGAUUGGGCCACUUUGCUCAACCUUCAAAUACCCCAUAAAACCACUUACUUUGACAUUCAGUCUUCAUACCUUGUUCCAGUCAUUGAUGAAGAAUAUAAACAACAACAGAAAGCAGCAAUCAAUGACUUACAUUUACAAACUGAACUCUGUAAUCCAGUUCAUUUGUCCGGAGAUGGGAGGUCAGACAGCCCUGGAUUUUCGGCAAAAUACAACACAUAUAGUUUAAUGGAUGACACCACAGACAAAAUUGUUCACUUUGAAUUGGUGCAGGUUACAGAAGCAUCUAGUUCUGUGGCCAUGGAGCCAGUAGGAUUCAAGAGGGCAGUGAACACAAUACAAGAACAAGGAAUCAAAAUAGACGUGCUGACCCCAGACAGAUCACCAUCUAUUCGAAAGAUUAUGCGUGUAGAAUAUCCAAACAUUCACCACGAAUUUGAUGUCUGGCAUGUGGUCAAAGGACUUUCCAAAAAGUUGUGCUCCAAUUCAAGAUACAAGGACAAUCGAGAGCUGCAGCCAUGGACACGAAGUAUUUGCAACCAUUUAUGGUAUUGCUGUGCAACUUGUGGAGGUGACCCAGACGAACUGAUCGAGAAUUGGAAGUCCAUACUUUAUCACAUUACAGGUGUGCACAGUUGGAUUGAAGAAGGAAAUCCGAAAAAAUGCAGACACAAUGAUCUCAGUCUGGAAGAGCAACACAGAAAAAAAUGGCUGGGAAAAGACUCGCACGCCUUCCGCACACUGCAGAAUCUGGUUCUGGACAGAGGACUUCAAAAGGAUUUGAGGCAAAUGGCUCUUUUCAAACACACCGGACAACUGGAGGUGUUUCAUUCUGUCCUACUGAAAUACUGCUCCAAGAACCUCCAUUUUCAUUAUGCAUCCAUGGUUGCACGAACACAACUCGCUAUCCUUGACCACAAUGAAAAUGUAGGUCGUCAGCAGGCAACAACCACUACUGGUUUACCUCGGUACAACAUUGUUUUCCCCAAACAUACAAAAGAAUGGGUAGCUAAAGCAAUUUUUGAAAAAAAAAAACUCAAAAAAUCAAAGAGACUCUGGUUGAGAAAGUUGUACGGCGGCGGCUGGACACCAGCGUUGUUUACAAGGACAGUUCUUCUCAUUUGACUCAUCACCCAUUGCCGCAGAACAUAGCCCUAACACCAAGGCCUGACAAGCAAGAAGUAAUUGCAAAGCGUUUAUCACGAUUUGGACACUGAUUUACUUUUUAAAUGUUAUCGUCUAAUGUACAAUUAUUUUUUAU
Rhinichthys klamathensis goyatoka is the source of this 1583-nucleotide messenger RNA. RefSeq lists its product as uncharacterized. Lineage: Eukaryota; Metazoa; Chordata; Actinopteri; Cypriniformes; Leuciscidae. The record is from RefSeq and is a predicted model, not a curated record. The coding region runs from base 68 to 1447 and encodes 459 amino acids. The transcript has 7 exons.